AUGUCUUUCCUCUUCGGUGGUCGUCCUCAGCUCUCUUCUGAGCAGAAGAUCGCAGCAGCAGAGACCGAGAUCGAUAUGGUUUCCGACAUGUACAGUCGGUACGCUGCUCCACCCCCCUUUCCCGGCUCUCCAAAAUCUUUCUAUCUGCCACACGAUACCUCCAAUGUUGACUACCGUCAGCCCCGUUCCCGACCAUUCGCCUCACCACCUCAAGUACUUAUGCUAAUGCCGCGUGUGUGUACAGCCUCCUCAAGUCUUGCUCGGCGAAGUGCAUUGACACAUCUUACCGCGAGGCCGAUCUCAACAAGGGCGAGUCCGUCUGCCUCGACCGCUGUGUGUCCAAGUUCUUCGAAGUCAAUGUCAAGGUCAGCGAGAAGAUGCAGGGCGAGGCGCAGGGCAAGCAGGGUGGUGGCCAGGGCAUGUUCGGUGGAGGCAUGUAAGAAGAGAGACUAA
Ascochyta rabiei is the source of this 453-nucleotide messenger RNA. Its product is annotated as protein transporter tim10, variant 2. The transcript has a single exon. The coding region runs from base 1 to 453 and encodes 150 amino acids. Lineage: Eukaryota; Fungi; Ascomycota; Dothideomycetes; Pleosporales; Didymellaceae. Gene Ontology annotation, biological process: protein insertion into mitochondrial inner membrane. Gene Ontology annotation, cellular component: mitochondrial inner membrane. The record is from RefSeq and is a predicted model, not a curated record.